Molecule: messenger RNA, 1428 nt
Organism: Ylistrum balloti
Lineage: Eukaryota; Metazoa; Mollusca; Bivalvia; Pectinida; Pectinidae
Exons: 5
Coding region: 1-1428 (475 amino acids)
Biological process (GO): regulation of DNA-templated transcription
Molecular function (GO): double-stranded DNA binding
Source: RefSeq, a predicted model, not a curated record
AUGACUUUAGCCAACAGUAAUCUAAUAGAGGCUUUGCUCUCUCCAGACAUGGCAGCCUACAGACCCUCCUAUCGACUGGAUGGCAGAUUUAGAAAGAUGUACAGGAGUUUCAACACUUAUGUCAGGAUUUGUCAUUUUUGUUGGGAGAGAUCCAUUAACAUCAAACCUUUUCCUCCAAAAGAAAAUCAGCUGCACACACCUUUGGAUGACAACAUGAUCAGAUUCUCUUGUAAUGAUAUAGCUCAUCAGGAUAAAAAAUGGCAGCAUUACAAAGUUUCCUCUGAAUGCACUAUCAGAAUCGGUAGAGUUGAUAUUGUUAAAUCUAUAAGGCUGUCAAUUCUAGAAAAACAAAAAACAUCUGUGUUAUGUUUCAAUAACCUAUCACAAACUACCUUUAAAUAUAAUUCCAUAUUUUUUGUUAAUUUGAGACAUUUCUGUACUAGUGAGUUCAGAGUUAAUAAAGACAAGAUUGGAGAGGAAGCAGAGGUCAAGGGUCAUCGUGGGAGUGUUAAACCUUUUGUUAAUGAAUGUGACCUUUUAACAGCUGUGAAUGAUGGUGACAACAGUCCAAACUGUAAUACAGAUCAGUAUAGUGACCUUCUGAAGAGUCCACUGCCAGCUUCUCCAGACAACACUGAACCUCUAGACAGUUAUACAGAUCAGUAUAGUGACCUUCUGAAGAGUCCACUGCCAGCUUCUCCAGACAACACCAAACCUCUAGACAGUUAUACAGAUCAGUAUAGUGACCUUCUGAAGAGUCCACUGCCAGCUUCUCCAGACAACACUGAACCUCUAGACAGUUAUACAGAUCAGUAUAGUGACCUUCUGAAGAGUCCACUGCCAGCUUCUCCAGACAACACCAAACCUCUAGACAGUUAUACAGAUCAGUAUAGUGACCUUCUGAAGAGUCCACUGCCAGCUUCUCCAUUUAUUAUUGAUUCCUAUAAUUUGGCACCUUUUGUGCCAAAGUCGGAUGUACUUAAGUAUCUGGUGCAAUUGAAUGUGAAUCUUGGAAAGGUGGAAACAAUACAACAUGCUUCAAAUAGCCUUGUGAAGCUAAACCUGGAGCAGGAUGUGAUGCCUGUGAUGGUAUACCUGAAGGAAGCUGGGAUACCCGAUGUCAAAUUUGGAAAAAUCAUUGGUUGCUAUCCUUUCAUAUUUGAGUAUUUUGAUGAUGCAAAGUUGGUGAUGGAAUUUUUUAAAUACAAGAAAUUCAAGAAGGAUUCCAUCGCAAAGAUGGUUGCUGGAGCACCAAACAUUCUUGGACUAAAAGCCGUAACAAUUGACACAAGAAUUGGUGUAUACCAAAACUACUUUGAUCUUACUGGUAACCAGACAAGGAAUGUCAUGACAAGGGUCCCACGAAUACUGCUGAAUAAAACGGAUGUUUUAAAGAGACUUUCUUGUCUGAGAAACACAAGGGAAUAA